GUUGGACUUGUGGUUAUGCACUCGUCCUUUUGCACGUUUGGAGUGAUCAUUUAUCUUCAAUUGAUUGAGACGAACAACCAGUACAAGAGAUUGAGAAAUUCGCAUCUUUCUCUCGCUCACAGAAUUUGGGGUUUAAAAGUAGCAGUUUGGCGCCACUGCAUCGUGACGAAAGUUUGGAAUCAGCUGAUUGACAUUUAUGAGUCAUACUUGUUCUUCGAAAUGAUUUCAGUGACAGCGGCAACACUUGGCAGUUUAUAUUAUCUUUACAGUUACUUCACUCCGGAGAAAUUAAUGACAAACGAUAUUCUGCCAUUGAGGGAAAUUUUUCUGAUCUUUCAAGCCAUCUAUGAGAUUAUCAUCAUUUGCAAACUUUGCGAUUCCAUUGUGAAUGAGAGUUGCAAAAGAGGAAUAAUGUCUGAAGAAGCUAAAUUGAAAACAACACCGCUCUUCCUGAUGGAUUCACCUUCUGGUUUCAAGGAUGUGAAAUUGCAGAGAUUGUCAUGCAAGCUAUACGGAUAUUUCACAUUGAACAAUAGCUUGUUAAUUAUGGUGUGUUUAUGCAUGCUUUCAUAUGGCAUUUUUUUCUCUUUAAAAAUUAUAUCAAAUUUUGAAAAAUUUUUGCCAUUCGAAAAUUUGUUGUAAAUUUUUUGUAAUCUACUAUCGUCUAUACGCUAUUUUGAAAUGAAUUUUUAAUAUUCAUUCAAUAUUGAAAAUACGAUCCCUUUUUAUACUGACACAUACGCAUAUACUUUGUAAUUUAUAAAUUCGCUUAAAGCCAAAACAGCAAUUAAUUAUUUUUGUGGCGCUGUUUCAUAAGAUAAAUCGUUUUGGAAGGACUAGAGGAAUGAGUGCCAGAGAGUAUAGGACAGUAAAAUAUCUGGGUUCCAGGGCCGCUUUAAGCAUUUGUUUUAUCGAAUGUUUUAAUACUUGAUAAAUAAUAUUACGCAUAA
Messenger RNA from Leptopilina boulardi, 950 nucleotides. RefSeq lists its product as uncharacterized. The record is from RefSeq and is a predicted model, not a curated record. Lineage: Eukaryota; Metazoa; Arthropoda; Insecta; Hymenoptera; Figitidae. The transcript is spliced from 3 exons. Bases 16 to 642 code for a protein of 208 amino acids.